Molecule: messenger RNA, 1703 nt
Organism: Hippocampus zosterae (dwarf seahorse)
Lineage: Eukaryota; Metazoa; Chordata; Actinopteri; Syngnathiformes; Syngnathidae
Gene: thumpd3
Product: THUMP domain containing 3
Exons: 9
Coding region: 1-1434 (477 amino acids)
Biological process (GO): tRNA methylation
Molecular function (GO): RNA binding; tRNA (guanine) methyltransferase activity
Source: RefSeq, a predicted model, not a curated record
AUGAUCUCCCCGGAAGAAGAGUCUGUUGAGGUCGAGUCUAUCAUUAGCGUCACCAUUGGAGCGACGGUACCUACAGGGUUCGAAUAUACCGCUGCCGAGGAGGUUCACGAGAAAAUCGGCGUUGAAGCGCGUAUAAGCAAAGACCGUGGUCGUAUUUACUUCACCAUUACUACUGACAAACUCUUCCAGGUUCACCUACUGAGGUCUGUGGACAACCUGUUUGUGGUUGUAGAGGACUAUGAUCAGUAUGAAUUUAAAGAAUCUAAGGAGGAGACAUUGGCAGAGCUGCAGCAGCUUGCCUCCAAGCUCCCAUGGACUAACGCCUUGGAGGUGUGGAAACUAAACCGCACUUUCAAAAAGAGAAAAGUCCAACGCAAAGGAGCCAAUGGCGCCAACGGCAAACCCAGCAAUGAGGUUGGAGACGCAACCGUGGCUUGCGCUGAAUCUCAGGGGCAAGCUGAGGAAGCGCCUCUCGCUGAUGGCCUAAACAAGACCGAGGAGGCAACUGACACUGAGACCACCAACACGCAGGACUCUGAAGAAGCAGCACCCGGAGCUAAAAUCAUGAAGUUCCGCGUGACUUGCAACCGAGCUGGUGACAAGCAUAGCUUUUCCUCCAAUGAGGCGGCCAGAGAUUUUGGUGGGGCGGUGCAGGAGUUCUUCCAGUGGAAAGCAGACAUGACUAAGUUUGACAUUGAGGUCUUAUUAAAUAUACACAAUAGCGAGGUGGUGAUUGGCAUCGCACUCACUGAAGAAAGUCUUCACAAAAGAAAUAUCAGCCAUUUUGGACCCACCACCCUGCGGUCCACCUUGUGCUACGGCAUGCUCAGGUUGUCAAAACCUCAGCCUUCCGAUAUUGUACUUGAUCCAAUGUGCGGAACUGGUGCAAUACCUUUGGAGGGGGCCUUAGAAUUUCCAGCGUCCUUUUACCUUUCUGGGGACAACAAUGAUAUGGCCGUAAACCGCACGGUCAAUAAUGUGUGUCACCUACAGAAAAGGAAGGCGGACAAGGGCAGUGCACCCGGGCUGCCGAUUGACACGGUCCGCUGGGAUUUGUGCAGUUUACCAAUGAGGUCCAGCUCAGUUGAUAUCAUCAUCACGGACAUGCCCUUUGGGAAGAGGAUGGGCUCCAGGAAGAAGAACUGGGACCUUUACCCGUCCUGCCUGAGAGAAAUGGCACGCGUGUGCAGGCCGGCCUCUGGGAAGGCUGUGCUGUUGACACAGGACAAGAAAUGUUUUUCCAAGGCUCUCUCCAGAAUGGGGGGAUUGUGGAGGAAGCAGCACACUGUUUGGGUCAAUGUCGGUGGUUUACACGCUGGAGUGUUCCUGCUCAGGCGGACCAGCACCUUAUUUGGCCAAACUCCCGAAGACAUCUAUGAAUCACAAGACUCGACGCGCCCACAAGGAGAUCAGGAUGACAGCCAGCGUUGUUAGGUUACGGUUUUGCCUUACACUAUCCAACAUAUGUUGGAUGAGCAUACCGUAAGAUUUUCUUUGCUAAUUUUAACCUUUUUUUUUUCAGUUUUCAUAUGAUGUGGCCAAAUCUUGUUUUUUUGUAAACAGGCAAACAAAAAGGAAAGCCUUUGUUGACUUCUGAACUGUGAGAAAUUGGUUCUCAAUAGUGUGCAGGUGUACCUACUGAAGUGGCCCACGAGUGCACAUUUACUGUUAGGCAGCAAGUUAAGGUUUCAUCAAUAAAUGUU